CCCUAAAAUAAUAUUAUGUUCAAAACACCAGCAGCAUCAAGACUUUCUUACUUUUCUUGGUUACCUACGGCUGGUCAGCUUUCUCCAGCAUACGAUUAUUUUGACUUUGCCAAUACUUUUGAUGGAAACCAGAGAUCCAUAAAUCGUUGGUAUAGCAACACAAUGAAAAAAGCUUUGGAAGAUGCCAAGGGAGCAGAUAAAUUCGAGAUCGCUCAAAAAAUUAAUCAAUUUAAUGAAAGAAACGCAAAAAACACAGCAUUUUUUAAGAAAUAUCAAGAAUAUUGGUCCAAUCGAGAUAGAAAUGAGUCACAAGAGAGAAUAGCAAAAAGACAAAGAAUAGCAGCUGAAUCAAGUAACGAAGAAGCUUGUUCCGCAUUUGAAACAAUCAUUAAGAAAGUUGCUGCUGCUGCUUGUGGUGGUGUAGCUGCAAAUGACAACUCUGGUACUGAUGGAGCUAGUAGUAGUUCAACAGAUCAUAGUUUACGAGAUACCAAUGAAAAAGUUACUGAAGAUCUUGAAUGUCACUCGUUCGAUGAAUUAGGCGAGAAGUUUAUUUUUUUAGACAAGGACUCAACUCACCACAAUGAAGCUGCUCAAAUUUUAGCUAGCCCCACAAAACUUCCGAAUAAACCUCUCACCCAUGUUUGUCAAUUAUUGCUGGAUAAGUUGGCUAGUUGCGCACCAAGUACAAGAUUAAUGAGAGAAUUAAUCAGAUCUUAUCCCUUAAAUAUGGAUGAGCCCUUUGACCUUUCAAUUCACGCCGAUCUCAAUUUUACAGAAGUUAUGUGCACUCAUUUUCUAAAUUUAAUCGAUAGCCCGAGAAAUCCUAUGCAGCAACAACAGAUGGAAAGGAAUACUGCCUUUCUUACAACUAUUCCAAUUCUCCAUAAUAUGUUUAUCGACUGUAACGAUAUAAUUGACAUGCAAUGGAUUGAAAAACAAACACCUUUGACUGGCGACAUUAAAUGGGAUGGCGUAGCAUUCUUGGUAAAAAAAAAGUCAGUGGUACCUCUGCUUGUUGAACUCUCUGGCGGAAUCGAUCACAAUAGUGGUACUGAAAAAGCGCAGGGGGACGAAGAAAAGAUGAUUCGCCAGUUAAUCAAGUUAUUAAAAAUCAAGAAAGCUGAGGGGUCAGACUUACCUCAUCAAUACUACAUACGAUAUCAUGAUUUGAAAAUUCAUUUUGAAUCUCUGUUCUACUUUGGAGAAUAUUAUGUGAAACGAACUUAUUUCGAGUUACUAUGCCCUACCACUCCCAAUCAGUUAAAGAAAUUUAUUGAAAUAAUUCCUGAUUUGUUUCAAUAUCGCCAAGCAAUUCUUGACCAACUGAAUACUUAAAAGGACGUUGAUAAUAGUAAAAACUUAAUAAAGAGAUAUGCUAUUAUUAUUGCUGAUUCAUUCAGUCAAAAAGAAGAAUACACAUACUUCAUUUUUUUUAAGAACUUGAAGUAUUC
Molecule: messenger RNA, 1454 nt
Organism: Mucor mucedo
Lineage: Eukaryota; Fungi; Mucoromycota; Mucoromycetes; Mucorales; Mucoraceae
Exons: 7
Coding region: 16-1338 (440 amino acids)
Source: RefSeq, a predicted model, not a curated record